Mycena citricolor is the source of this 3311-nucleotide messenger RNA. NCBI's taxonomy places the organism in Eukaryota, Fungi, Basidiomycota, Agaricomycetes, Agaricales, Mycenaceae. The record is from the annotation of a GenBank genome assembly.
AUCAAUGAUGGGGGGCCGAAAGUUUUGUUCCCCCGCAGCGGUCUCCUGAAACUCGCCCAAACAAGCUAUCAUGAAGUUCGAUUUUGAUCCUGCUGGGAUCUUCUUCAUCUAUUUGCAACCACUAUCUAAAACAGUUUGUUUGUGUUGUUAAGAUCCGCAUAUUCAAGUCAGCCUCAAACCUGCACUGAAAUUACGACUUGUCUGGUGACCCGACCCUGCCCGAAUCCGAAUUCCAAAAAAACAGAGCGCAAGCCAAGCUCUUCCCGAGAGAACCUGCCACCGAGUAAAGAAGUGAUGACUUGGACCUCGAUACCCGGACUCUCGCUGGCAGCUGUUGUAUUCCAAGCGAAAGCUUCGCUUAUCUCUUUGGAAUCUGGGAUCGGUUGUUUACUCGUUGACGCUCCAGGAACAAUUUGACUGCCCGAGCUGCCACCAUCAUCCGACUCUCGGGUAGCCAGGGGAGUGAUUUUCUCGCCCUCCCGCUCGAUCCGUACUGCCGGGAUGCGUACUCGCCACCUCAGGUAUGCUGUCCGCUUCGUGGUUCUCGCCACCUCGGGAUGGGCAGUGCCGGGACUUCGAAAGAACCACAGACUCGUCGACUCGCUGGCGACUUCCCACCAUCAUCCACAUGUUCUAAGCCAGAAUCCUUAGGCAGGGUCUCAUGACCUGAAGCGCAGCUUGCCCGCAGACAGCCAUGUCCGCUCCAGCGUCGACCCUGCUCGAGCAGAUCCGCUCCCUCGUCACCGUUGACCUCGAUGCGAUGGAUCCCGACAUCGCCGCGCGCCUCACCCAACAGACCAAGUUCUGCGAUAUGACCUCUAAUCAAGCGAUCGUGCACGGUCAAGCGACCAGACCCGAGCGUGCACUGCUGCUGAAACACGCCGUCGAGUAUGCGAAGCAAAAACGCACGAGCACCGGACCUGCGCUGGGAUCGGUCGAUUCCGUACAAGAUGCGAUCGAUGUAUUUACGGUGCUGCUCGCCAAGGAAGUCCUUCCGUAUCUCACCGGAAACGUGCACGCUCAGACCUCGCCGUCCACCGCAUACGACAAAAACCGUACGAUAUCUCACGCCAAAAAGCUGGUGCAGCUGUUCAGUGACUUCGGUAUUCCGAGCUCAAGAGUGUGCAUCAAAAUUCCUGCGACACCGGAAUCUCUGCUCGCGUGUCGCGAUCUUCAGAACGAUGGGAUCCAAACUCUCGCGACAUGCCUAUUCUCUGUUCCGCAGGCCGUCGCGGCGAGUCAAGCUGGUUGUGUCUACGUCGCGCCGUAUUUCAACGAGCUCCGGGUGCACUUCCAGGAAGGCUUGUGGCAUGAGUAUGCCGACACGAAGAAUCAGCACCCGAUGUGUCAGACGAUCAUGCACAUUCGCUCGGCUCUCAGAGAGAUAGGGUCAAAGACCUUGGUCAUGCCUGCAAGUAUCGUGACUGUCCAAGAGACGAUUGCUCUGGCUUCGUUGUCUCCCGACCAUUUGACCAUCUCAGGUCACAUCCUUGAUCUGCUUUCAACACUCCCGGCUGUGGAAUCUAAACAGUUUGACGCCCCAAAGCUCAUUUCAGUCGACUUUCCUACGGGCAAUCUGUUGGAUAACGACGGGACAGAGCUUCGCCGGCUGCUCGAUCAAGACCUAGAAUCCCAACGAAAACUCACCGAUGCUUUGCUCAUUUUCAAUCAAAAGGAGGCAGAGACGAAGAGUCUGAUACUGAACCUCCUGACUGAUCCGUAGAAAAUCCAUAUAUUUGGUUAGCGGCUAUACAUCGAACAUGAACUCAUCGACAAGCACAACGCCAGGGAACAAGUUCUCAAAUUCGUGCUUGUCCGAUUCAUCCGACUGAGAGUUCGGUUUUGUCCUAACACGGCUCGGGACUUCCACUUUCGUUCGACCAAGAGCGAGGGGGAUUGUUCGGCGAGCGCCAGUCCUUCGCGUCGAUGGGAUCUUUUUCGACACUGGCCCGCUGACGGGCACCAUCGAACGAGACGCAUUCGUGCAAAACGGUUCUUCCUCCGCUAUAGCACCAGCGAGUAUGAGCAUCGUGAAAAUUCAUACCACCACGCCCCUCACCGAGUUGGGAAAGUGGAAAGCCGGUCCAAACUUGGCUAUCCGCCGCAAAAGAUUCAAACGAAUGGCUUUCAGUCUGUUUUUGAUCAGUGCUUUGGAGGGGGUACAACGAGGCGAUAACCAGCAAAGCGGCUCCAACAGCUUUGUAAUUGGGAAGCUCAAAGUCAAAUGGGGGUAUGUAUAUUUCUGAGCAGAAAGAUUCAGACACUAUGCUAUGCGAUAAAGCGGUCAAACGAAACGAACGACGUACCGGCGCAUCUGGGUGGCAUAUACUCGAUCUCGUCCUCCAAAACGACCGUCCGUCCAGUCCGCCCAUCAAGCAGAAGCGGGCUUCCGAGCCCCCGUUCGAGCUGCAAUUGCCGCCGAGCAGGCGUGCGGAUGGCAGGAGUCCUCUGACCAUCACCCUCGCGGGCAAAGAGCCCAUUUGUCUUGUUCGCCUCGGUGAGGAGACUCGCGAGGCGCCGCUUGUCCGGUAUCGGAGUGCGAUCAAAGAUGCCUUUCACGUAGAAAGUUUCUCCUGACUUGUUAGUAGCGAUGGGCCCUGCUGGUGUCUCGUCGACGAGCGGUCGGGGGACUUGAUUGAUAAGCGAUUUGCCAGAUUUCUCGGGCACAGCGCGUCGUUUCACGGGAGAAAUUGCUGUCCAGGAUAUUUGAAUGUCUUCGAUAUGCUUCCAAUUGGCUGAGAGCCACUUACCUCGUUCUUGGAGUGGCACAUUGCCACUCAGGCUAUUCAUAGGCCCCAUGAGUGUCUUGCUACCUCUCAGAGUAUCCUUCUGGGAGCCAUGUGGAGCGUUCUCGCGGCCAGGCGUCCUCGCAUUUGAACGCAGAUUCGAGCCAGCAUGAGUCGACCGACUGGAUGGCAUGAUGGACCACUGUCGAGGCGGGUCUGAUCUGUGAUCAGCCAUGUGAUCGUGUGUUAACGUGAUCCGUCACGUGUAUGAAAAACGCACGGACCAUCUGAAAAACAAACUGACCGAGUCUCGCAUUUUUACAAAUGCCGCAUCCUUCAAAUCCACUCGAUGACUUUUGCGCUCGCUCGUUCGACUGAGAACAUGGCCUCUCACCGGGCCUCAAUGACGUUUUGGCUCGCUUGUGGACUGUCCGCAAGGACUGUUCAGAGCGAGCCUGCGAGUCGAGCGUUUGUCUGAUGGAUUCUUGUUUCGGGGGUGUAUGUAUCGGCGGUAGUAGUAAUUUGGCAGACAGAUCUCGAAUUGAUGUAGCCAUUUCUUGAAUCUAUGAAACUCUUGCUAACUUA